Messenger RNA from Lotus japonicus, 2712 nucleotides. Its product is annotated as sucrose synthase 2-like. The transcript is spliced from 15 exons. Gene Ontology annotation, biological process: sucrose metabolic process. Lineage: Eukaryota; Viridiplantae; Streptophyta; Magnoliopsida; Fabales; Fabaceae. Gene Ontology annotation, molecular function: sucrose synthase activity. Bases 26 to 2455 code for a protein of 809 amino acids. The record is from RefSeq and is a predicted model, not a curated record.
UCAUCUUUUGUUAUUACCAUCAAUCAUGUCUCAACCUAAGCUUACUAGAGCUUCCAGUAUCAGAGACCGAGUGGAGGGUACCCUCUCCGCUCACCGUAACGAACUCGUUUCUCUUCUCUCCAGGUAUGUAGAUCAAGGGAAAGGGAUUUUACAGCCCCAUAAUUUGAUUGAUGAGAUGGAAAAUAUCCAUGUUGAAGGUCAAGCAACUGAGGAUCUAAAAAAUGGCCCCUUUGGUGAAAUCAUGAAGUCCGCACAGGAAGCCAUCAUUUUGCCUCCUUUUGUGGCUAUAGCUGUUCGUCCACGGCCUGGUGUUUGGGAAUAUGUCCGUGUUAAUGUCUUUGAUCUCAGUGUGGAGCAAUUAAGCGUGUCUGAAUACCUCCGAUUCAAAGAAGAACUUGUGGAGGUUAAUGAUCCUUUUUUAUUAGAGCUUGAUUUUGAGCCAUUCAAUGCCUCGUUUCCUCGCCCAACCCGCUCAUCAUCCAUUGGCAAUGGUGUUCAGUUUCUCAAUCGCCACCUUUCUUCAAUUAUGUUUCGUAAAAAAGAUUCAUUGGAGCCAUUGCUUGAUUUCCUCCGAGCUCACAAAUAUAAAGGCCAUGGAUUAAUGAUAAAUGAUCGUAUACAAAGCAUUUCCAAACUUCAGUCAGCUUUGGCUAAGGCUGAGGAGUAUCUUUCUGACCUUGCAAGUGAUACACUCUAUUCUGAGUUUGAAUAUGUAUUACAAGGAAUGGGUUUCGAGAGAGGUUGGGGUGAUACAGCUGAACAUGUAUUGGAGAUGAUGCAUCUGCUCUUGGAGCUUCUUCAGGCUCCUGAUCCUUCUACACUUGAGACUUUUCUUGGAAGAGUGCCAAUGGUGUUUAAUGUUGUUAUAUUAUCUCCUCAUGGAUACUUUGGGCAAGCUAAUGUCCUUGGUUUGCCUGACACUGGUGGGCAGGUUGUUUAUAUACUGGAUCAAGUGCGUGCCCUGGAGAAUGAGAUGCUCCUUAGGAUCAAAAAGCAAGGACUUGAUUUAACUCCUAGAAUUCUAAUUGUUACCAGGUUAAUACCUGAUGCAAAAGGGACAACAUGCAACCAGCGGCUAGAAAGAGUCAGUGGUACUGAACACUCUCAUAUUUUGCGAGUCCCUUUCAGAUCAGACAAAGGCAUUCUCCGUGAAUGGAUCUCAAGGUUUGAUGUAUGGCCUUAUCUGGAGACUUUUACUCAGGAUGUUGUCAAGGAAAUUGUUGCUGAGUUACAUGGUUAUCCUGAUUUCAUUAUUGGGAACUAUAGUGAUGGGAAUCUAGUUGCUUGUUUAUUAGCGGCUAAAAUGGGAGUUACGCGGUGCACAAUUGCACAUGCACUGGAGAAAACAAAAUAUCCAGAUUCAGGUACAUAUUGGAAGAAGUUCGAAGAUAAAUAUCAUUUUUCAUGUCAGUUCACUGCGGACCUAAUUGCAAUGAAUGGUGCCGAUUUUAUCAUCACCAGUACAUACCAAGAGAUUGCAGGAACGAAGAAUACUGUUGGCCAGUAUGAGAGCCACACUGCUUUUACUCUUCCUGGGCUCUAUAGGGUUGUCCAUGGCAUUGAUGUUUUUGAUUCUAAGUUCAAUAUUGUCUCUCCUGGAGCAGAUAUGAGCAUAUAUUUCCCAUACUCAGAAAAGCAGAAUAGACUUACAUCUCUACAUGGUUCAAUUGAAAAACUACUGUAUGAUCCUGAGCAGACUGAUGAAUACAUUGGUACGCUGAAAGAUCAGUCGAAGCCCAUAAUUUUCUCCAUGGCAAGGCUAGACCGAGUCAAAAACAUAUCUGGGUUGGUAGAAAGCUAUGGUAAGAGCAGCAAACUGAGAAAACUGGUCAACCUUGUUGUAGUAGCUGGUUAUAUUGAUGUAAGCAAGUCCAAGGACAGAGAAGAAAUUGCAGAAAUUAACAAGAUGCAUGAUCUUAUAAAAACUUAUAAUUUAAAUGGCGAUUUUCGAUGGAUUGCUGCUCAAACAAAUAGAGCGCGUAACGGUGAGUUGUAUCGCUACAUAGCAGACACAAAAGGUGCUUUCAUUCAGCCUGCCUUCUAUGAAGCUUUUGGGCUUACAGUUGUGGAGGCCAUGACUUGCGGCCUUCCCACAUUCGCUACUUGCCAUGGCGGUCCAGCUGAGAUUAUCGAGCAUGGAAAAUCAGGAUUCCAUAUUGAUCCUUAUCGCCCUGAUCAAGCUUCUGAGCUGGUGGUCGAAUUCUUCGAACGAUGCAAGGAGGACUCGAGCCAUUGGAAUGAAAUAUCUGAUGGUGGUCUUAAAAGAAUUUAUGAACGGUUCACAUGGAAGAUCUACUCUGAAAGGCUUAUGACCUUGGCAGGAGUUUAUAGUUUCUGGAAGCACGUCUCCAAAUUAGAGAGACGAGAAACUCAUCGAUAUAUUGAGAUGUUCUACAUCCUUAAGUUCCGUGAUUUGGCCAAGUCUGUCCCACUAGCAAAGGAUGAUGCAAAUUAACAGACUGGUAAUGUAAUAGUGGUGUUAUCAGCAACUGUUUAUUUUGCAAAGGUGUGACUACUGACUAAGAAUAAUAUUAGUCUUCCAAGUUUUAGCUGUAAAAUCUUAUUCUGAUCUAGCCUAUGUUUCAGAUAAUUGUAUCCUUCUAAGAUUAUUAAAACUGGGUCAUAGGUAGAUAAUAUGGUUAAAUAGGUGAAAGUUUAUGCAUUAUACACUUUUAACUGUGUGGAAUUGUCUAUGGUACGUUGUGUGUUUGC